Ichthyophthirius multifiliis is the source of this 2532-nucleotide messenger RNA. Its product is annotated as transmembrane protein, putative. The transcript has 5 exons. The record is from RefSeq and is a predicted model, not a curated record. Gene Ontology annotation, molecular function: zinc ion binding; chloride channel activity. Lineage: Eukaryota; Ciliophora; Oligohymenophorea; Hymenostomatida. Gene Ontology annotation, biological process: chloride transmembrane transport.
AUGCAUUUCGCAUACUUCAGGCGAAUUAACUAAACAUUAAGAUAGAGCUAGAACUGUAAAAUAUUAUAUAUAUAUAUAAAUAUAUAUAUAUAUAUAUAUAUAUAUAUAUUAUAUAUAUAUAUAUAUAUAUUUUAAUACUAUAUUUAUACAAAAAGGUUUUUAUAAUAAUAUAGUGGCAGGUAUUCUUUAAGGAGUAGGUAUAUAGAUAUUGAAUAUGGUUUAUACUAUAAUAGCUUUUUUUUUGUAAAAUAAGAAAAUCAUAAAUAUGAGGAAUAGUACGAAAGAUCUCUUAUAUAUAAAUUAGUUGUAUUUAAAUUUGUUAACAGCUAUUUUUCUUUAUUUUAUGUAUCAUUUAUUGAAAUUAAUAACACAUUUUCAGAUAUAUUUUAUAUGUUAUUGCCUAUAAUGUUAAUAAAAUAAGUAAUUAUAUAUAUAUAUAUAUAUAUAUAUAUAUAUAUAUUUAUUUAUCAUUAUAUAUAUAUUUUAUUUAUAAAGAUAAAUUAUAUGAUUUUAUCAUUUUGGUUUCCUAAAUAUAUUCUUAAAUAUAGAGAAAGAAAAUAUUUUAGAAAUAUGUAAGAAGAAACUAUUAAAUAAUAAUAAAUGCUCACAAAUUAAAUUUUUUAAUAAGAUUCUAUAGAGUAAUACUGGGAAAGACAUACAGGAAAAAAAAUGAAGACAUAUUCAAGAACUAUAUUAUAUUUAUAAAAAGAUGAAGAUUAGAAAAAUAAUAAUCCGCCUCUAUUAAUUGUUAAUAAAAUAGAUGCUGAUUCAGUUGAAUUAAAUUCUAUUAGAAGUGAUUUUUUUGGAACUAUAAAUUAAUAUGCAGAUAGUUUUAUUGAUCUAGGUUAUAUUACAUUAUUCGCAGCAGCAUUCCCUAUAGGACCUAUGAUAGCUUUAUUAAUGAAUACUUUAGAAAUUAGGAAUAAAAUUAUUGUUUUUUUAGAUAUAAUUAAAAGACCUUCCUGCGAAAGAUGUGUAGGAAUAAAUGAUUGGAUUUAUAUAUGGGAAGCUUUAUUUUUUUUAUCAAUAUUUUCUAAUAUAGGUUUAUUAUAUUUAAAAGAUAAAUAAUUAAUAGAUAUUGUAUUCAAAAAUACUGAAUUAGAUACUAUAUAAUUAUAAUAAUAUAAAUCAUGGUGUUACUUUGGUGCUGGAGGAAUUAUUUUUGUAUUAAAAAUGACUUUUUAAUAUUUAAUAAAGGAUAAGCCUUAGUGGAUUCUUUCAGAGGAAAAAAAAUUAAAUUAUAUUAUAUCUGAAAAAAAAAAAAAUGAUGCUAGUAUAUAAAAUUAAGAAUAUUAAGAUAUUUUAAAUGAUAUAGAAAAAGUAAAAAUUAAUAUAUAAAAAAUACAUGAGAGAUAAAUCUAGAAAGAAAAAAAAGUAUAAAUAGAAGAACAUUAAUUAAAAUAAAAAAUUAAAUACUACAAAAAAUAUAGCAAAUUUAAUCUCAUGCCUUUUGAAAAAGACAUUUCUGUUUAAUAAUAUGAUUCUUCUUCUUAAAUAUAAAAUUAAUAUAUAAAUAAAUAAAAUUUAAAACCGGAUUAUUAUCUUUAACUAAUAUAAAUUUUAAAAAAAUCUUAUGUAAGUAUAGAAAGGCAGCUUUUAAUAAAUAAAUUAUAAUAAAUUUUAUAAUUUUCUAUAAUUCCCUUAGUUUAAUGUUCUGAUUGUAAUAAAAUAUUGGCAAAUUUUUAUUGUUUAAAAUGCUAGUUGAGCUUUUGCUAAAAUUGUUUUGAUAUUUUCCAUUAAGGAAUUAAAGGAAAUUAACAUAAAAUUUAUAUUUAUUAACAAGAAGGAGAAAAUCAAAUUAAAGAUAUAGUAAAACCUAAUAAUAAUGCCAUAUUAUUAAUAAAUGAAUGGAAAAAAAUGGAAGACUUUAGUAUUCCUACAUUUGAAAAAAGUUUAUAUUUUAAAAAUUUAACGCAGAUAUAUUAUCUUUUCUAUGAAGAAUACAUAAAAAAUAACGGAAUAAACAUUUAAAGCUAAUAGAUUAAUUUAAAAAAAAUUCUUAAUAUACAAAAUAGUGAUGAAAAUCCUAUAAUCAUGACAUUUGAAAUGAAUAGAUCUUUCUAUAAUACAAUACAUUAUAGUUAAUUAGAUUUAGAAGAUAAAAUUUUUUUAAAUAGAAUAGCAUUUUUAUCUUUUAAACGUUUUGGAAAUAAUUGCAGUUUUAAUGAUUUUCUAACUUUAUGUAAAUUUAUGCAAGUAAAUAUAUAUAAAAAAAAUAAUAUAUAUAAAUAUAUAUAUAUAUAUUAAAAGGAUGGUUAUUAAUAAUAAAAAAUUUUACUUUUUAUGGAUUUUUUAGAUGAAGAUGAAGAAAUGUCAAUAUAUAAAUAUUAAAUAAAUAAAAUAUUUUAUUAAAGUGCAUUUUAGAAUAUAUUUUAAAAAGAUUAACUCGAAAAAUAUAUUGAAUAAAUUUUAUAAGGUUAAUAAAAAAUCAGUAAAUAAUAAUUAGCAAAAUUACUAAUAGAUAGAGAUAAAUAAAAUAAAUAAAUUAUAUAAUUAAUUCUUAAAUUGUUUUAAGGAAAAACAAUAAAAUGA